This is a messenger RNA of Syngnathus typhle (broad-nosed pipefish), 1739 nucleotides long. It is a transcript of the gene mtfr1, whose product is annotated as mitochondrial fission regulator 1. Gene Ontology annotation, biological process: mitochondrial fission; aerobic respiration. The record is from RefSeq and is a predicted model, not a curated record. Gene Ontology annotation, cellular component: mitochondrion. NCBI's taxonomy places the organism in Eukaryota, Metazoa, Chordata, Actinopteri, Syngnathiformes, Syngnathidae. Bases 213 to 1178 code for a protein of 321 amino acids. The transcript is spliced from 8 exons.
CCCCAUAAUCCAAUUGGUUCAGCGAUUUUAAUGACUACCUCCGUAGUCACCUCCCUUACGGGACAUGUCCGACGGCGCAACAAGGUGGAAACUACUGUAAAGGUUGUCAGAAAAGCUCCCAGACAUAUUUUAUAAGAGUCCUGUACGGUUAUGACAUCAUCACCAUCCGAGUGUGCGUCAAACAUCCCGUCGUUCUCAGUGCCUCAGAAGCAAUGAAUAAACACUAUGAACACAUCGAAAUGGAUCUGACUUUUGGAUCAGCCAAACCCUACGGGUCCUCGAGGAGUAUCGUGAGGAGGAUAGCGAGCAACCUCCCGCUCAAACCCUGCCCGAGGGUUCACUUUCAGCUGUAUCCAUUUGACGAGGAUGCAGGCGUCCUCAGUAUGAGGAAGGAGCAUGUCGUGGCCUCACUCGCUGACAUCUCCUGGAUCGACCAGGAGGAUGAUGAUGACGACAGGGAGCAGCAGGAAGAUAAUGUCAGACCUUGCAGUUCAAGGGCUCCCCGGGGUCUGGCAUUCCGAACCCGUCCACCUCGUCCCCGGAGAACCCGCCUGGUCCGGCGGCGCUCACUGCCCAGCCUCCACCAGGGCCCCUCGGACCCCCAGGGUCCGACCGCGGCUAACGACGAGGCCAUCCAGAAGAUCAGCGCGCUGGAAACGGAACUGGAAAAGUUGCGAGCACAAAUAGCCCAGAUCGUACUGGCCCAGGAGAAAAGCGCCCAUACAGAUGCAUCCACUGGGACAAGUGCCUGGCCACCCACCCCUUGUGGCAGUGGGCCUCCCCCACCACCUCCUCCGCCUCCUCCUCCACUUCCUCCUCCGGGACUACAGCGCACCUUUUCCGCCAUUGACCUGAUCAAGGAGCGGCGCGGCAAAAAGACGCAAGGCCAGACAGAGCUCAAGCCGCACGCCGAACUCCCGAGCAUGCUGGAUGUCCUCAAGGACAUGAACAAAGUCAAGCUGAGAUCCGUCAAAAGUCGGGCGAUGGAGACGAGCGACAAGCCUAAGGAGCCGGUGGACGCCGCGGCGCUCAUCGCGCAGGCUCUCAAGAGGAAGUUUGCGCACACGUACCCGCAAUCACCACGCAACCACAAAGUGGAUCAAGUCAAACAUCCUACGGAGAGCUCUCUGUUUGGUCAGCACAUGUUGAGAUCAACCGGGAAGCUCAAGUUUGUCUAAUGCAACUUCCUGACCAAGAGGAGGCUUUGAAUGUUCCAAGUGGCUAAUGUUGUUACUUUAUUCCUAUUUGUGGAAGCACAAAAGGGAUGUACCUCUGAAUUCUGACCCUGCGUUCAGUUUGGUACACUUAAGUUAUAUAACGUGUUUUUUUCUUUUAAAAAUCUGUGUUGUGAGAGUCUAACUGGGCAGAUGUUAAAUUAUGAUUGAUGCGUCUUAUGAUUGUUUUAAAAUUCUUGCUUUAAGGUGAACACUAACUUUGCAAACUUCAAAGCCAAACUUUAAUAUUGCAUGAUUUUAUUUUAUUUUUUAAAUCAAUACCUCAUUUGAUGGUAAUAAACGUCAUCUCGAUUCUAUUAUGCGCCAGUGUUAUUUUAAAUUGUGAUAUAAUGCAGCAGACAUGUCAUGACUGACAUUAUUUAUGCUUUGUGUUACUGUUAAUUGUUUUAAGAGGGAAGGUGGAACGACGUGAUUUGUUCAAAAUCUUUUGCAGUGGGAUUAUGUCUCGUUAAGAUGCUGUCCGAUUGUAAAGUUAUUGAAUAAAGCUUUUUAAGUCUUGGACAA